Clarias gariepinus (North African catfish) is the source of this 2559-nucleotide messenger RNA. RefSeq names its product nuclear pore complex protein Nup98-Nup96-like. Gene Ontology annotation, biological process: post-transcriptional tethering of RNA polymerase II gene DNA at nuclear periphery; protein import into nucleus; RNA export from nucleus. NCBI's taxonomy places the organism in Eukaryota, Metazoa, Chordata, Actinopteri, Siluriformes, Clariidae. The coding region runs from base 79 to 2481 and encodes 800 amino acids. Gene Ontology annotation, molecular function: structural constituent of nuclear pore. The transcript is spliced from 18 exons. Gene Ontology annotation, cellular component: nuclear pore cytoplasmic filaments; nuclear pore. The record is from RefSeq and is a predicted model, not a curated record.
GGAAGUCCCGAGCGCUCAGAGAAGCAAGUUUGUGAUGUUUGAAACAGAAAAGCACUUUCGUGUCCAUAGCAAUGCAAGAUGGCCAACAAGUCAUUCGGUACUCCUUUUGGGGCAGGGACGGGAGGCUUUGGGACUUCAUCUACAUUUGGACAACAGAAUGCAGGGUUUGUAACGACAGGUGGUUUUGGUGCUUCUGCUUCUGGAACCACAAACAACAGCGUUGAUCUCUUUGGCGCAACACAGAACAAACCUGAUGGGCUGUUUGGCUCCAUCACAUUUGGGCAACCUGUCAAUUCAUCUACCAGCAGCGCAUUUGGGUUCGGUGCAACAAGCGGGACCUCCAAAAGCCCCUUUGGAAACACUAAUACAGGAGGUGGAGGUCUUUUCUCUCAGCAAGGCAAUGCAUUUGGUGCCAACAAACCCGCCUCUUUUGGCACUUUUGGCACUUGCAGGGGAGGAUUCUCCAAUCCGUUUGGAAAAACCCCUUCGCUCUUUGGAUCCUCUGCUUUUACUGCGACCCAGUCUGGCACAACCAUCAAAUUUAAUCCACCAACAGGAAGUGAUGCGGUGGUAAAGAGCGGUGUGACGACCAGCAUCAACACCAAGCACCAGUGUAUCACAGCAAUGAAGGAGUAUGAAAACAAAUCUCUAGAGGAGCUGAGGUUAGAGGAUUACCAGGCAGGGAGGAAGGGACAAUCCUACAAAGGGGCUGCAGCCGCAGGAACCCUCAGCACUGCUACAGGCCUCCUCGGGACCUCGGGUGCUGGGUUCAACCAGGCAAAGCCCUCAUUUAACUCUGCUACGAUUGGCUUUGGGACGACCCCCGGUUCAUUUGGCCAGACAUCGCAGACCAAUAGUCUCUUCAAGCCCUUUGGUCAGGCCACCACUACCCAAAACACAGGCUUCUCAUUCAGUGGCACCAACACCAGCAGCAUAGGUUUUUUUGGCAACACGGCUGAGUCACAUCCCAGAGGUCUAUUUGGAAACAUGGCAAAAACCAGCAUGGCCAUGGGCUUUGGGCAGCCCAACACCGGCUUUGGGAAUGUGGGUACACAGAAACUGGUUGUUAAUAAGCCUUCGGGGUUUGGCAUCACCACCAUGAGUGCUCCCUCCUUUGGCACAAGCACCGGCCUGUCUGGGAACAAACCCAUGCUCACUUUGCAGAGGAGCACAAACACCUCCACCCUUGGUGUAGGUGCAGGGCCGACGCCUCUGUCUGGAACCAACCAGAACAAGAUAGGCUUCACCAUGGGGACAGUGGGGAAGCCUGGGUUUAAUCUUUCAGCCCUGACAGAUUCCAAUGCUGCAACCCAGCAAGCAGUGCUUCAACAGCAGCUGUUCUAUGCGAAUUACUAUUCUCCUUAUGGAGAUAAUCCAUUAUUCCUGAACCCAAUCCAUGAACCCAAGAAGAAAGAGGAGCAGCAGAAGCCAGCUAACCAGAGGGCCCCAACGACGACCCCUACGCACUUCAAACUAACCCCUCGUCCUGCCACACCCAAGGCCCUCAGCUCUUGGAAACCUCACCACUGGGAUUGGCUAGAAGAUGACGAACCGUCUCUCAUCAGUGGACCUUUUAAGCCCAGGCGGAACAUUAAGAAGCAUGUGUUGAAGAACAUUAAUAUAAUCAACCUGCUCAGCAGCUCCAGGGACAGCAAGACUGAUGACUCGAACUCACCGUCAGGAUACCCACAAAACAGCCUUGGAUUUGUCUUCAGUCUGAGGGCAGAUGAGAGAGAAACGCAUAAUGUAAAGGUGAAAGGUGGAGCAGAAGAAUAUCUGCAAGUCUCCAGGUUCUACAUCAACCCCAUUGCUAAGCCCAUCCCACUCAUUCAGCCCUGUUUUUUGCCACACGACACCAUUAGCGAGCUAAAUUUUGGAGGCAAGUGCCUGGACGCCGGCAGUCAGGAGAUCUCUCUGGGAGACGACAGUAUCCAGAAAGAGAGAGACAAUGAACUAGACGUACAAAAGCCUUCUCACCCAGCUGGUAUUGUUCUCACUCGGGCGGGAUACUACACCAUUCCCUCUAUGGAGGAGCUGGGGAAGAUGCUGAAUGAAAACGGGGAGUGUAUUGUCGAAAACUUUACAAUAGGAAGGAAAGGCUACGGGUCAGUUUUCUUCCCUGGUGAAGUGAAUUUAACAAACCUGAACCUUGACGAGAUUGUGCACUUCAGGCGAAAGGAGGUAAUCGUCUACCCUGAUGACAAAGAUAAGCCACCUGUAGGAGAGGCCCUUAACAGACGAGCAGAAGUGACUCUUGAUGGUGUUUGGCCCAAUGACAAAACCACCUGCACUCAGAUCAAAAGCCCUCAGCGUCUGAGUGAGAUGAACUACGAGGGACGUCUGGAGAACGCCUCACGCCGACAAGGCGCCCGCUUCCUGGAGUAUAGACCCGAGACCGGAUCCUGGGUGUUUGAGGUGCCACACUUUUCCAAGUACAGCCUGCAAGACUCCGAUGAGGAGGAAGAAGUUCCCUCAAGAUGAAGAAGAUGAUGAAGGCCAUCUCUGCAGGACUGUAACAAAUCCCACCGUCCCAGCAGCAUCAGCAGAUGGCGCCACAAG